Strongyloides ratti is the source of this 1059-nucleotide messenger RNA. RefSeq names its product F-box domain-containing protein. The transcript has 2 exons. NCBI's taxonomy places the organism in Eukaryota, Metazoa, Nematoda, Chromadorea, Rhabditida, Strongyloididae. Bases 1 to 1059 code for a protein of 352 amino acids. Gene Ontology annotation, molecular function: protein binding. The record is from RefSeq and is a predicted model, not a curated record.
AUGGAAAAUUCAAUGUAUAAUGAAAUUACUGAACUGCCAUUAGAUAUUUAUCUAUUACCAGAUGAUAUAUUGGUACAUAUAUUUAGUAUGUUAUCAUUCAAAGACCUUCUUAAUAUUAGAGAAAGUUGUAAAAAAUUUUAUAGACUUAUCGAUAAUAAUCGUUAUCGUGUUAGUAUUAAAAAUGCUUCUAGAAUUGUUAUUGAAAGUAACAAAAAAUGGGGAAGAUCUACUUUUGGUCUUCGUAUUGAUAUCAUAAAACCUGAUCUUUUUAAAGGUAUUAAUCUUAAAAUGUUUACAAAGAAUGAUAUUGAGAAUGGUAAUGAACUUUCUAAAAGUUUUAACUUUUUUGAUAUAAAAAAUCUUUUUAGUCUCAAUAUCAUUGACUGUGGUAGUGGUAAAAUUUUUAAAUCAUUAAAAAAUUCUUUUAAAAAUGUUACACAAUUAAAUACAGUUUAUAUUGAUAGAGUUGGUAUUCAUGAUUUUGAAGAUUUACAAAAUCUUAUUGAAAAUUUAGGAAAUAUUAAACAUCUUGAAAUAAGACAUAUUUGUAUAGGUAAACCAAAAGAAGAAGAAAAAGAAAGUGAUAAAAUGUAUCCAUCUUUAAUGUUACCUUCAACAACAACAUUAGAAAGAUUAAUCUUAACUGAAUGUGAAAAUACUAAAAUUCUUGAUAAUAAUUUAAUGAAACAAUUAAUUUAUAAUAAUAAAAAUUUAAGAGUUCUUGAAGUUUCAUCAACAAAUGAUAUUUUUACUAAACAACUUAUUAAUGAUUUUCUUAAAGCACAAGAAACUACUACAAAAUCUAAUCUUUGUGAUCAUACAGAAGUUACACUUUUUCUUAAAUGUACUUAUGGUAUAGAUGAAACUCCAGUGUCAAUUUCUCAAAAUAUAACUCUUUUUGUUCAUGGAAAAAAUUUAUCUAAAGUUAAUUUUGGGGAUUUAGGUAAACAUAUUUGUAUCUUUAAUUUUUGUGGAAAUUGCAAACAACUUCAUAGUUGGAUAAAUAUUAUGUUUGGUAGUGAAGAUAAAUAUCAUAAUGAUGGUUUAUCUUAUUAUUAA